AUGAUAAAGUGGAAUUCAAAAUAUAAACAGAAAACUUUUGAAGUGUCCGCUUCUGAUGAGUUUAGUAAGAGAGCUGAAAUUUUAACUAAAAAGAUAGCUAAAGAGUUUUUCGAUUGGUGGGUCGACUUAGGCAAUGUAGAGUUCAAGAGCGAAAUAAAACGACCAGAAGAUAUUGAAGACUUAUUUCAAGUUUGGUUCGAUGAACAUGCUUCUCGUGGUUUGGUUUUGGAUCCCAAAAUACUUCCUUGUGUACUCCAAAGCAUUGCUGAUUUCGUUGGUGUCAAAAAGGCAUCAUGUCCGAAAGUACUGAAACGGCAGAUUGCGUUUGACAUUCACGCGGAAACAAGUCCGCUGCAUUCCAAGGCAUUCGGGACAUGUCUCCCGCAGCAUAUGAAACACAUCCCACCAAAGAAUAACACAAAGGAGAUAUGGCAUUGUGUCAAAAUACCUCAAGACCUACGGUCUAUGUCCUGUGUCUGGGACGAUAUCCAACAUUUAACAUCAACAAAAGCUUUCCAUGUUUGGCUACAGAAGAGACCGCACUUGGCGAUGCCUCCAUUCUUAAAGUCCCUCGAAGAUCCAGGAGAGAAGAAACUACCUUUUGUUGUGCCCUCAGACUAUGUUGUGAAAUUAAAAGGCUCAUCUUCUGCCCAAGAGUUGGCUUUGCCUAUUUCAGAUUUCUCUUUGGAACUGAAAGAAGUUCUCAGCAAACUUUUAAACGAA
This is a messenger RNA of Brenthis ino (lesser marbled fritillary), 723 nucleotides long. The record is from the annotation of a GenBank genome assembly. NCBI's taxonomy places the organism in Eukaryota, Metazoa, Arthropoda, Insecta, Lepidoptera, Nymphalidae.